This is a messenger RNA of Hemibagrus wyckioides, 695 nucleotides long. RefSeq names its product NADH:ubiquinone oxidoreductase subunit B8 (gene ndufb8). NCBI's taxonomy places the organism in Eukaryota, Metazoa, Chordata, Actinopteri, Siluriformes, Bagridae. The transcript has 5 exons. Bases 80 to 637 code for a protein of 185 amino acids. Gene Ontology annotation, cellular component: mitochondrion. Gene Ontology annotation, biological process: mitochondrial electron transport, NADH to ubiquinone. The record is from RefSeq and is a predicted model, not a curated record.
AGGAAGAGGACAUUAGCGGUGAAGUAUUUCCGCCGAGAGAUUGCGUGGUGCGCAUGCGCUGUGCUGAACCUCUGUGAAAAUGGCGGCGCUGGCUGGAGGACGCCGAGUUGUUUUCAGAAACAGAGGACAAAUCUUUUAUAAUUUAUUUUCCGCGAGAGCAGCCUCCGGUUCCUCGCGGGAUGUGCUCCCCGGACCAUAUCCUCACACAGCAGAAGAGCGAGCUGCUGCCGCAAAGAAGUACAACGUAAGACUGGAGGACUACCAGCCACACCCUGAUAAUGGACAGGGCUAUGGCGAUUACCCAAUUCUGCCGGACCGCUCCCAGCAUGAGCGAGACCCCUGGUACCAGUGGGACCAUCCAGACCUGCGGAGGAACUGGGGCGAACCGAUUCACUUUGACUUUGACAUGUACAUCAGGAACAGAGUGGACACAUCUCCCAGCCCCGUUGACUGGUCCACCAUGUGCAAGCGCUUCUUUGGGUUCUUCACCUUCAUGAUGGUCAUGUUUGGCCUGGGGGAGAUGUUCCCUGCCUACCAACCUGUAGCUCCAAAGCAGUAUCCCUACAACAACCUGUACCUGGAACAUGGUGGAGAUCCUGAGAAGCAGUCAGAAGCUGUUAAACAUUAUGAGAUUUAAGAUUUUGUGUGAUUUACUUCUGUGUAUGUGCAUAAUAAAGUUAAAGCUAAACCUUUCA